UCAAAGAUCUUUUUAAGUUUGAAAAAAAAGGUGCGAACUUGGAGUUUCUUGAUUGGUGCGACUCGAGUCGACUCGAGUCAAGUCGGAGUCUACUUGAUCGAAAAGGUUUCUGGGUUUUGAUUAGAGUUGCCGAUUCGAUUUGAAAGUUUGUUCCUUUUCGUGCAUCACUUGUCUCCGUAGUAGAACAAGCAGGAGGACGCAGUAGUUCAGUUCCGAUGGGGGAUAACAAUUAUAACCAUGUGGAUAAGAAGACCAGGUUAGAAGCUGAGCUAGACGACAUGCUGCAGCAGCAGCAGCAGCAGCAGUACAUCCAGUAUCAAGACCCCACGGAACAAGAUCUGCAGUUGCAAGCUUGGACGGGACAACAGAACCAGUUUCUUCAAUCUAUGUCACCGUCUCAGAGACCCUAUCUUCCACAACAGCAGUACAUGCAGCACCAGGACCCCACGGAAACGAAUCCGCAUUUGCGAGCUUUGUAUCAACGGUAUAGACUCCAACUUCAGCAACAGCAACAGGAGCAGCUGAGACGGCAACUACAGCAACAAGUCGCUCAACAGAUCCCUCCUAGUGUAUCUCCUUUUGGAGGUGGUGCGGGCGUUCAACAGAAGUUUAUGAUGUUCUUGCAUCACAUAAAGCAACGACCAGCCGACAAUUGCAUUACCUUUUGGAGGGGAUUCGUGGCAGAAUACUACUCACCUCGUGCAAAGCAAAGGUUGUGCUUUUCACAGUACCAAAGUGUUGGGAACAUGCUUGGCACGUUAGUACCACGGGAUAUGUGGCAGUGUAGUCUCUGCGGCACCAAGUCUGGAAAAGGAGUUGAGGCAACUUUCGAUGUGCUUGCCAGACUAUUUGAAACCAAAUAUGCUAGUGGCGUCGUUGAUGAGCUCUUAUCUCUGGAAGGUCAACGAGAAUACAGACUUUCCAAUGGACUGAUGGUAUUGGAAUAUAGAAAAACGGUUCAGACAACUGUAUAUGAGCAGUGUCGUGUUGUUCAUGAGGGCCCUCUUCGCAUCAUAUUCUCUCAAGAUUUAAAGAUACUGUCUUGGGAGUUUUGCACUCGGCGUCAUGAAGAGUUUAUUGUCCGCAGACUUAUUGUUCCGAAGGUGAACCAGUUGCUUCAGGUUGCACAGAAAUGCCAGAGCACGAUUUUGGAAAGUGGGUCAGAGGGAGUUUCUCAGCAGGAUUUACAAACAAACAGUAACAUAGUCUUGGGAGAAGGACGAAAGCUGGCAAAGGUCAUGGAACCAGAGUCUCUGAAUCAACAUGGCUAUCCGAAAAAAUAUGCCAGAGCUCUACAGAUACAUGAAGUUGUCAAGAGCAUGAAUGAUCUUAUGGAUUUCACAUUCGAGCACAAAAUCGGCCCUAUCGAGGGGUGGAAACGGCUUUCGGAACAGACAGAGACAAUGAGGCUCCAGAGACAGAGAAUGCAAGAGAUGGAGCAGUUGGGGAAUAGUGGAGCAAUGAUGAAUAGGUGGUCAGCUCAAUCUCAGAUGGACGGCCUUACUUCUGGCAACAACAAUAACUCCUACAAUCAUCACCAUCAUAGCUCAGCUCAAGCCGUUGCUGCUCUGACCAACAACAACAACCAAACCAUGCUUAUGGGGAGGCUAAAUGCUAUGAAUACGGGCAGACUAGAGGAGGGAUUCCCGAGUCAGCGUCCAACCCCAAACCCAAACCAGAGUCCAUAUUGGUCUGAUCAGAGGCAGAACUUAGCAACAGGUGGAUUUCUCAGCUCUCCCCAGAUGCAACAGCAGCAGCAGCAGCAUGGCACUCCCAACACGCUUCAGCAGACACAUUUGCCACCAGAAGAUGCCACAGAAAUACCUGACGAUUUCUCAGACGACAACUUCCAGUGAUAAAUAGGGUAAAGCUUGUAGAACAGAACAUAGGCGGUUGCUACUUUGAGUUUAACAAAGUGAAAGUAGGCUUAAUUCUUCUCAUUUAGGUUGGUUUGUUGGUGUUUUGUAUAGAAACCAAAGGAAGUUGUAAACCUACACAUAGGCACUUUAGUAUCUUCUUCUUCACACUGAUGUAAUCUCAAAAUAAACAAGUUGUGUAUAUAUAUUCAUCAGUCAAAGGGGGUUUUUUAAGCUU
Molecule: messenger RNA, 2094 nt
Organism: Raphanus sativus (radish)
Lineage: Eukaryota; Viridiplantae; Streptophyta; Magnoliopsida; Brassicales; Brassicaceae
Product: probable transcriptional regulator SLK3
Exons: 10
Coding region: 216-1856 (546 amino acids)
Biological process (GO): negative regulation of transcription by RNA polymerase II; positive regulation of transcription by RNA polymerase II
Cellular component (GO): transcription regulator complex; nucleus
Source: RefSeq, a predicted model, not a curated record